Molecule: messenger RNA, 1258 nt
Organism: Coregonus clupeaformis (lake whitefish)
Lineage: Eukaryota; Metazoa; Chordata; Actinopteri; Salmoniformes; Salmonidae
Product: BCL2/adenovirus E1B 19 kDa protein-interacting protein 3
Exons: 6
Coding region: 177-731 (184 amino acids)
Biological process (GO): mitochondrial outer membrane permeabilization; positive regulation of apoptotic process
Cellular component (GO): mitochondrial outer membrane; nucleus; mitochondrial envelope
Source: RefSeq, a predicted model, not a curated record
UGGGUAGGGAGGGAGUGCUGGCGGAUUAGCGCGCUCUGAUCAUCACAUUCUACGUUCUACCGUAACAACAGUGAAGGAAGAAAGGCAGUUUAGAAUACAGUUUUCUCCUCAUUGUUCGUGUUUGUCAGUGUCAGAAUCUCUCUCUCUGAAUUUAAAUCAUCCUUCGGCCACUAACCAUGUCACUGUCAGGUUCGCAGACUCCAGAUGACAGCUUGUACGGCUCGUGGGUGGAGCUGGAGGAGCUGCUUUCAGCAGUGAGCAGCAGGGAGAGUCUGACAGGACAAGAACAGGACACAGCCUCCUGGGCCCUGCAGGGGGAGCUACAGAGGAUCCUGCUAGAGGCACAGCUCGAGAGUAAAGACAGUCCUCCACAUGUGGUGACUCCUCCACAGACCGUUGCUUCCCCUCCCCACAGUGAAGGCAGCAGCAGUACAGACUGUGUUACCAUACAGUCCGAAGAAGAAGGGGAGAGGGGGCUGAGUUCUGAGUGGGUAUGGGACUGGUCCAGUCGGCCCGAGAACCUUCCACCAAAGGAGUUUGUGUUCCAGCACCCGAAGCAGCAGUCGGGCUCCCUGAGCGUAAGGAAGAGUGAGGUGAUGAAGAGAGGCCUGUUCUCCUCCGACGUCCUCAUGAUCCUCAUCCCCUCACUGCUGGUCUCACAUCUUCUCACACUGGGAGUGGGGAUCUACAUAGGGAAGCGAUUGGCUGCCUCUACAACUAGCACUCUGUGACAUGUGCUUCAGGGCAGCGCUCCCAUUCGUUGACGGCAGGCCAAUAGGAUGGCAGCCCUCGCCACAGCACACCUGUUGCACCCCUCUCUCCCUGUCAUGGGGCAACUUAGGACCCAGCCUUUCUUUACCACUGUCUCUCUGUAUGUCUCUCUGUCUGUCUCUCUAUGUCUGUCUGUCUGUCUGUCUCUCUAUGUCUGUCUGUCUGUCCACCACCCACCAGCACUUUGUGUGUCUGUCCAUCAGUCAGUCAGUCACUCAGCAUCUCUGAAUCUGUGAUUGUCCUAGGGCCAGAGUGUGUGUCUGUAUGUGCAUGUGUGCGUGUGCGUGUGUGUGUGUGUGUUUGUUUGUGUGUGUGUGUGUGCGUGCGUGUGUCAGGGCUGGAGAGAGACUGCUGUACAGACAUUGUGUCAAUAACUCAGACUGAGAUCACUAUUACUCUCCCAGCAGAGUAACACUAAUCUCAGUUACAGUGGCUUGCGAAAGUAUUCACCCUCCUUGGCAUUUUUCCUAUUUUGUUGCCUUACAAC